UGCAUUGCGCAUGAGUUGGUGAUCGGAAGUAAACAAAACUCAGUCGUCUGACGAACGAACUACACGUGGAAAUGUAGGGCCUGAAACUGUCAGUGUCACUGUGAUGAAGCCACGAACAGAUACUGAUGUCUUCGUUUGCACCAAAGUUUUGGAAGCCUGGUACUGAGGCCCCUGGGCAGGCUAUAAAGGAGGAGAGGAAGACUGUGAGUGAGGAAGGGGGGACCACUGUGGUGUACAACCAGAAUGUGUCUCUCUCCAUUGAGCAACAGCGACAAAAACUUCCUGUGUUCAAGUUGAGGAAUCAUAUCCUGUAUUUGGUGGAAAACUAUCAGACUGUAGUUAUUGUUGGAGAGACAGGAUGUGGAAAAUCAACACAGAUACCCCAGUAUUUAUUAGAGGCUGGAUGGGGAACAGAGGGACAUACAAUUGGAGUCACUCAGCCACGACGGGUCGCUGCUGUCACGGUGGCCACCCGAGUGGCAGAGGAGAGAGGGGCACUGUUGGGGGAUGAAGUAGGAUACACAAUCAGAUUUGAUGACACUUCAGAUCCCACCCGCACCAGAAUUAAAUUUCUGACAGAUGGUAUGAUGAUUAGGGAAAUAAUGGAAGACCCACUGCUGAAAAAAUACAGUGUGGUUAUGUUGGAUGAAGCACACGAAAGGACUUUAAACACAGAUUUGAUAAUGGGACUUCUACGAAAGAUUCAGAGAAAAAGAGAAGAUCUCAGGAUAAUUGUUGCAUCAGCCACACUGGAUGCAGAGGAGAUGAAAGACUUUUUCAACAACAACAACUCAGGAAAUUCCAACAAAGACACUGCUGCUAUACUAAGUGUGGAGGGCCGAAAUUUUCCAGUGGAUAUCCAUUACACUAUUGACCCUGUUCCAGAUUACCUGAAGGCCACAGUGGAGACCAUCUCUAAGAUUCAUCACCAGGAGAAGGAGGGCGACAUACUCGCUUUCCUGACUGGACAAGAUGAAGUUGAAACUGUGACAAGGCAAUUGAUAGAUGUAGCUAAGGAGUGUAUAAGGACCCAGGCAGCCAUGAAGAUGAAGGUUUUACCCAUGUAUGGUAGCCUACCGGCCUCAGAACAGAUGAAGGUGUUUGACAGAUGUGGAAGAACAACAAGAAAGAUAGUAGUGGCUACUAACAUUGCUGAGACAUCGAUCACUAUCCCAGGCAUUGUGUUCAUUGUAGAUUGUGGAUUUGUGAAACUGAAGGCUUACAAUCCAAAAUCAGGAGUUGAAUCACUGGUGACAGUUCCUAUUUCAAAGGCUUCAGCAGAGCAAAGGGCUGGGAGAGCAGGCAGAGUGAGAGCAGGGAAAGCAUACAGACUGUACACAGAGGAUGGUUAUGAGGGACUUGAGGCCUCCACUGUCCCAGAGUUCCAGCGGUCAGACCUGGCUCCUGUGAUACUGCAGAUGAAGGCCCUGGGAGUCUCCAACCUUGUCAGAUUUCACUUCUUAUCGCCUCCCCCUGCACAGAAUAUGAUUAGAGGUCUAGAGCUGCUGUAUGCACUUAAAGCUCUGGAUGACAAUGGUAACUUAACGUCACCCCUGGGGCUACAGAUGGCUGAAUUCCCUCUGACACCAAUGUUUUCUAAAAUACUACUCUCCUCUGGAGACUUUGAGUGUUCUGAGGAGGCAGUGAUCAUAGCAGCUAUGUCACAGAUACAGAACGUCUUUAUAACUCCAAUAGGAGAGAAAUCUGCAGCCAAUCGUGCCAAGAGAAAUUUUUCCGUGGAGGAAGGUGACCAUGUGAGCUUACUCAAUGUGUUCCGUGCAUUUAUCAAGUACAAAAAGAAUUCCAAGUGGUGUAAAGAAAAUUUCCUGAACUACAAGGGCCUGUGCAGAGCCAUUGAAAUACAACAGCAACUUCAACGACUCUUAAAAAAGUUCAAGGUGCCCUUGCUGUCAUGUCAAGAUGAUGUGAAUCAGAUAAGGCGCUGUAUAACCUCGGGGUUCUUUGCCAACGCGGCCUACCUCCACUAUACAGGGGUCUACAGAUCAGUCAGAGAUGACCAUGAACUUCAUAUCCAUCCUACAUCAGUACUCACUUUUACAGACCCACCAAAAUGGGUAGUAUUUAAUGAUGUUGUCCAGACAAAUAAAGAUUACAUGAGAGACAUUACAGUGAUUGAACCAGAUUGGUUGUGUGAAAUGGCUCCCCACUUUUACCAGUUUGGAACAGAUAGAGAAAUCGCUGCCAAACGAGCUAGAAGUGAGCAGGACUGAAGAAUAGGAAUGAUACAAACAUUUCUAUUGAGAGGAAGAAUCCAUAUCUAUACUUUGAUUUCACUACUUUUUGUGGGGAUCAAAUUUUGUGAUUUAAAGAAGAAAAUAUGUAAAAUCAUGGACAACUGCCAACCUAACACCAGUUUAAAAAUUCUUUAGUUUAUUGAUCACCUAUUUAUUGCUUUCUUCCUCAACCAAAAUUAAAAAACAACAAAAAAUUGUGUUCAAUAGAAAAAUAAUUUAGGUAAAGCACGGUGGCUUAUAAUAGUGACGGCAGCUUGUGUCAGUUGUGGACAAAGAUUGUUCACUUGAUUAUCUGAGUGUAAUAUUAGGUGAAAGUGGUCUUAGUUUUAUACAAAAUGUUCGUGCUGCUGCAUUUUACAGACUGGUUUUGUAUUGAAUUUUUAUGACAAAUUGCUCAUGUAUCAAUGAAAAAUAAUUGAUAUUCAAUAAAAUCAAAGUACUAAGAGUACUGAAAGAUGAGUUACAUUGUAAAUGUCAAUUUAAUCAUAAUUUUAUUAUAAACUUCAUAUCUGUUGCAGACUUCAAAAUAAUUUUGAGAUGAAUUUUUAAAUUUAAAAUGUAACCAUUGCAAAGUUUCAAAUAAUGUUUUGGGAUAUUCCAUAUUCCCAAAUGAACAGGGUCCAAUGUAAUAAAUAGCUCUGGCGGUAAAUAAAUGUUGUCACAGACGGGGCCAUGCUUAACAUCAAUAAAAUGAUAAAACUUCACAUGUCAAAGCACUUUUAAAAUUUUUACAUGUACAUGUAUACUGAUUUUAAACAGAUUAAAAUUUUCAGAAUGCA
Saccostrea cuccullata (small rock oyster) is the source of this 3034-nucleotide messenger RNA. RefSeq names its product probable ATP-dependent RNA helicase DHX35. Gene Ontology annotation, molecular function: ATP binding; RNA binding; helicase activity. NCBI's taxonomy places the organism in Eukaryota, Metazoa, Mollusca, Bivalvia, Ostreida, Ostreidae. The record is from RefSeq and is a predicted model, not a curated record. Gene Ontology annotation, cellular component: intracellular anatomical structure; catalytic step 2 spliceosome. The transcript is spliced from 25 exons. The coding region runs from base 126 to 2231 and encodes 701 amino acids.